Molecule: messenger RNA, 1821 nt
Organism: Pseudomassariella vexata
Lineage: Eukaryota; Fungi; Ascomycota; Sordariomycetes; Amphisphaeriales; Pseudomassariaceae
Product: BCS1 N terminal-domain-containing protein
Exons: 1
Biological process (GO): protein insertion into mitochondrial inner membrane from matrix; mitochondrial respiratory chain complex III assembly
Cellular component (GO): mitochondrial inner membrane
Molecular function (GO): ATP binding; ATP hydrolysis activity
Source: RefSeq, a predicted model, not a curated record
CAGCUUGCGCUGCUAGACUACUUCUUUCCCGGCUUCUCUACGCUGGCCAACGCAAUCCAGAAAUACCUCCACAUUGACCUGAACUUCUACAUCCCCAUCCUCCUCCUCAUUGGAGCCCUGACCUUGAUGUGGAAUUACGCCAGCAGCUACUUCUGGGAGCAAAUGGAGAACUAUUUCAUGAGCGUGGUGGAUAUCCGGACUGACGAUGAGAUCUACAACAUCCUGAUGAGCUGGGUUGCCGCCCAGCGCUUCUCCCAGGGCGCGAGACGCUUCGUGGUCAACACCAACCUCAACUCCCGUUCUUGGUACCUUUGGCGAUGGGACUACGACGAAGAUAACGAGGAUGAUGGCGUCGAGGACCAGACCAAUGGAAGCAAAAAGAAGAAGGCAUUGAGCUACACGCCCUCUUUCGGCAGCCAUUAUUUUUGGUACCGCAGCCGCCUCCUGUUAUUCCGUCGAAGCUGCAACCGGGAGCAGGGGAGCAGCCUGCUGGCCAGUGAAAAGGAAGAGAUUUCCAUCUCUUGCUUUGGCCGCAACCCCUGGAUUCUGAAGGAGCUUCUCCUUGAGGCUCGCGCCAUGCAUAUGGAGCGGGACCGACAAAAGACGCUGAUCUACCGCGGCACGCUACGCUCUAGUUCAAGCGACCCAACGUGGCAGCGAUGCAUGGCUCGGACUUCCCGGCCGUUCUCGACCGUUAUUCUCAACGAAAAGACCAAGAAGGACCUGGUCGAUGAUGUGACGGACUACCUCGCCCCCGCGACACAGUCCUGGUACUCGAAUCGCGGUAUCCCCUACCGUCGUGGCUACCUCCUGUACGGGCCACCUGGCACGGGCAAGUCAAGUUUGAGUUUGGCUCUGGCGGGCUUCUUCAAGAUGCGUAUCUACAUUGUCAGCUUGAGCUCCAUCACAGCCAACGAGGAGAACCUGGCAUCUCUUUUUACUGAGCUUCCUCGACGGUGUGUGGUGCUACUUGAGGAUAUUGACACAGCUGGGCUCACCAACACGCGCGAGGAGGAUAAGAACCAGUGCGCCAGUGGAAGCGCUACGGAACCGAUGGAGCCUGGGCAGAUCACGCAGGGCAAUGGGAAUACCAACAACCCCCCAGCUGUUCUGCCCACUGGUCGUCUUUCGCUGUCUGGCUUGCUCAACAUCCUUGACGGUGUUGCGUCGCAGGAAGGGCGAGUCCUGAUCAUGACGACGAACCACCUUGAGAAGCUGGACAAGGCCCUGAUCCGACCUGGUCGCGUCGACAUGAUCGUCGAGUUCGGACUAGCCGACACCGAUAUGACAGCCGCCAUCUUCCGCGCCAUCUUCGCCCGUCUGGAAGGCGACGACGGCCCAAAAGACACAACCGCCGAUGAUCUCCUACUCGACCCAGUGGCGAGGGCUGCCCUAAGUGAGGAGAGGGAAAAGAAACGUUGCGCCGAUGAGGCUCGGGUUAUUGCCCUCGCCCUCGAAUUCGCCGCUCAGAUUCCAGCCCACGAAUUCAGCCCCGCAGAACUUCAGGGGCACCUUAUGCGACACAAGCGCAACCCGCGCGCCGCCAUUGACACUGCAGCAGAAUUCGUGGAGACGACAAGAAAAGACCGAAAGGAAAAAGAAAUCAAGAAGGCCGAGGAAAAGCGGAAAGCCGAAGAAAAGAGGAUUGAAGAGCUGGCUAAGAAAAAGAAAGAGGACGAGGAAAAGGAAGAGAAGGAGAAGGAGAAGUCUAAGAAAGAAGAGCGGAGAAAACUGAGCAAGAAGAAGUCCAAGCCCAAGACUCAGAGAUCGGCCGAGUCCUCGUCUAGUAAGGACGAUGAUUUAUCAUUAGACUCGGAUUCC